CGCCGUAGGCAGAGUCGGCGCCUCAUUGACGUCACCGCCGGCCGCCUGCUUUCCGGGAGACAGGAGUGGAAAGACAGUGAGUUGUUCAUAAUGGCAGCAGAGGAAAUUAAUGAAGACUAUCCAACAGAAAUUCAUGAGUAUUUAUCAACAUUUGAGAAUUCUAUUGGUGCCGUAGAUGAGAUGCUGAAGACCAUGAUGUCUGUUUCUAGAAAUGAGUUGUUGCAGAAGUUGGACCCACUUGAACAAGCAAAAGUGGAUUUAGUUUCUGCUUACACAUUAAAUUCAAUGUUCUGGGUUUAUUUGGCAACUCAGGGAGUUAAUCCUAAGGAACAUCCAGUAAAACAGGAAUUGGAAAGAAUCAGAGUAUACAUGAACAGAGUCAAGGAAAUCACAGACAAGAAAAAGGCUGGCAAGCUGGACAAAGGUGCAGCUUCAAGAUUUGUAAAAAAUGCCCUCUGGGAACCAAAACCUAAAAAUGCAUCCAAAGCUGCCAAUAAAGGAAAAAGUAAAAAUUAACAUUUUGGUUUUGAUGUGCACGUGUUCAAAAAGUACAUCAUUUUUAUUGUUUUACACAAAAAAGGUGAUGAUUAUGUGGCAAUGAAAAGUUUAGAUGUAUUCCUUAUUGAGUUCAUAUAUAAAGUUUACAGUUAAAUUUGUAAUGCUAAAUACUUUUUCCCCCAGAAAGAUUAAGUUAUCUUUAUUGAUUUUCCUAUAGAGUGCUAUGAAGUUUUUUAACAUUGUGGUAUGUUUUAUAUUUAUAGUCUAUCAUGUCUCUUGACAGGACUUUUAUUUUCUUAUGUAGGUCAAUCUUUCAAGUACCAUUUUAUAAGCAACUAUGAAAUUUAAGUUAAAUGUUCUUUGUAAACAUUUGUCUAUUUUAAAUGAAUAAUGACUUUAUGAAGUAUGCUGUCUGAAGGCUGAAGUUAUAAAUACAUCUGUUUUCACUGUAUAUAAGAAAAAAUGAAAUGACUGAAUGUCCAUUUUUUUUUCUGUGUCGUUACUUCAUGUUUUCAUGAUUUUGGGAAUUGCUUCUUUUGAUAUUUGAAGUGUGAAUUUAAGACUUUAAGGUUAUACUUUAAUUCUUGGCACUUUGCCUCUGUGUCCCAUUUAAAGUAAAAUAUAUUCUCAUUAAUUUUAGAUGGGAAAUGAGGUUGUGUAUUGAUGGCUGAAUUUUGGCAUAAUGGCUAUAUCCUGUCAAUAAAGGCUGUAAAUGUUGUGGAGCUGACCUGUUUAUUUUUCUCUUUUGAUUAAACUUGCCCUUGAAAUUAAGAAGAUAGGUCAUAGAAGUCAUUAGGAAUAUAGACAUUCAUGAGUUUUUGUUGUUGAUGCUUAGUGCCCACAGUUCUCUUGGUCUCACUUUUCAGAUUGUUUGAUCACAUGUGUGUUUUGAGGCUCUAUCAAGUGCAUACAAGUUGUUUUGGAACAACUUUCUAUGUUAUAUGCUGUCACUUAAGCAGAGGAGAAAUCCAAAUGAGAUUACAUUGUGUUUAUAUUCUGAUUUUUCUAAUAUUUGUCACAGAAUUCUGUGUAUUAAAAUUAUUUUUUAUGUCUAACCCAUGAAUUUUAAUUAUAUUCCCUCAGUGCUUUCACUCUUUGAAUCCACAUCAUUAUGUGUAGGAAUGCCAAGAACAGUAAAGUACUUUAAUUUUUGAAAAAGAAGUUGUUAAAAUUUUCUGUGUGAUUAAUUCUCCAUAAGUAACCUUGAAUAAAUGGCUUUCGUGAUUUAUGGUAGUGUAUAUUGGAAACAGUCUUAAAAUGUAAUGGAUUUUGUGAAGCACGUUGAACUCUUUCUAUGACACAUGGAGAGUCACUGAUAGAUUCAGAAAGUCUUCUGGCUCAGAUGUCAGACAGUUUUUGAAGUGGAAGAACAUUUAUAGUUCUUUACUGUUUUUUCACCUUCAUUCUCUCAAAUUUUUGUGGUUUUUUUUUAAAAGUAACUUGAUGGGAGAGUUAAAGUUAUUCAAAUCAAGUGUAGUGUACAUGUAGCCUUAUUUAUUGCAAACUGUAAACUUGCAUUUCUGUGUGUUUUCUGAUUUCAUAAAUAAAAAAUUAAAAAUGUCA
Rhinolophus ferrumequinum (greater horseshoe bat) is the source of this 2061-nucleotide messenger RNA. RefSeq names its product C1D nuclear receptor corepressor (gene C1D). Gene Ontology annotation, cellular component: nucleolus; exosome (RNase complex). NCBI's taxonomy places the organism in Eukaryota, Metazoa, Chordata, Mammalia, Chiroptera, Rhinolophidae. The coding region runs from base 91 to 516 and encodes 141 amino acids. Gene Ontology annotation, molecular function: DNA binding; RNA binding. The transcript has 5 exons. The record is from RefSeq and is a predicted model, not a curated record. Gene Ontology annotation, biological process: regulation of gene expression; maturation of 5.8S rRNA.